AUGGCACCCUCUAGUCCUGCUUCCCAGAAAGUGCCUGUUGAAACCCACCAACUUUUCCUCUUUGGCGAUUUGAGUUUCACGCACUUUGAGCAGCCGCUGCGACGAUUGUUGCAUUGCAAGUCUAAUGCUGUCUUGUGUUCGUUCUUCGAUAGGACUAGUCAAUCUAUUCGGCAACAUCUUGGGACGCUUCCGCUCGAGCAACAGACCCUUUUUCCACGAUUCACCACACUCCUGGACUUGGUGUCCAGGUACGGCCAGAGAGAAGGGACACCUAUUCUGAAGUUUUUCCUUCUCACCGUUUAUCAGAUUGCCAGUCUCAUCGAGUUGUAUACAGUGUCACAAUAUUCUCUGCCAGUAACAGACACCUACACCAUAGGCCCUUGUGCCGGUGGCUUCGCGGCUGCUGUCUUUUCAUGCUUCCGCAACGUUGAUCAUCUUGUCACUUGUGGUAGUGCGUCAACGCUAGCUGCAUUCGAGACAGCCCUACUCUCUUAUGUUAUGGGGAAGAAACUCUCGUUGAAACCCACAGACGGAAACAAUGAAGAAUCAUGGUCAGCAACAGUGACUGCUGAUCGAGAAGUUGACUUAGAGAAAAUUCUUCAUCAGGAUGCGGAAUCUAAAGUUAGCUCGAGACUAUGGGUCAGCUCGAUCACUUCUCCACGCUCAGGCACCAUAAGUGGUCUGCCUUCUCUGUUACAGGAUUUCACUGCCUCAAACUCGAGCACAUUCAGGUAUCGCUACUUAGAGAUCCAAUCACCAUAUCACGCCAGUCAUCUGUUCUCAUCAAACCGGGCCCAAAAAAUUGUACAAUUGGUUUUAGGAGGUAGUUCUCCGUAUUUUGCAGCCCUCAGGCCUCAGAUACCAUUCGUAUCUUGCGCAACUGGUCAGGUCGCCAAUGUACCCGACUUUCAGCAUCUCCUUCAGCUCGUUGUUGAUGAUGCCUUGCGCUCUCCGAUCAGAUGGGAUGCCGCGAUUUCGUCAUACAGCACACUUCUCAAACAUAUUCUUGUCAAAGAAUGUAAAAUCAUCAACUUUUCCAGCGGAGCCGCUACCAUGAUAUCCUCGAGGCUGACUAACGAUCUGGGGAUUCAAGUUCAAGUCAUUGAAGCAUCAAUGACAACGAAGCACCACCAGCAACCGAGCUUCGGUACAGGACGCUUUGAUCAGUCAAAAAUUGCCAUCGUUGGCUAUUCGGGCCGCUUUCCCUCGGCUGCUUCCAAUGACGCUUUUUGGGAGUUGUUGAAAGCUGGGCGUGAUGUACACCAGGAGAUUCCGCCAAGUCGAUUCAACUGGGAAACGCACUAUGAUCCAUCAGGCAAGAGAAAGAAUACCAGCCGUGUCAAAUAUGGUUGUUUCAUUGACGAACCUGGCCUUUUUGAUGCUCGAUUUUUCAAAAUGUCGCCCAAGGAAGCUGAGAAUACGGACCCGGCCCAACGUUUGGCAAUCACAACCGCUUAUGAAGCAAUGGAAAUGGCAGGCAUGGUCCCUAAUCGAACACCAAGCACUCAGAGUGAUCGAAUUGGAGUCUUUUUCGGUACAACCAGCGACGACUGGAGAGAAGUCAACAGCGGACAGGAUGUUGGCACCUACUUUAUUCCUGGUGGAAAUCGCGCUUUUGUUCCUGGUCGAAUCAGCUACUUCUUCGGUUUCUCCGGUCCUAGUAUAAGCAUUGACACGGCAUGUUCCUCAAGCUUUGCAGCAAUUCAGACUGCCUGCGGUUACCUAUGGAGGGGUGAAUGCGAUACUACCGUUGCUGGAGGUACGAAUGUAUUGACCAACCCGGACAAUUUUGCUGGCCUGGACCGUGGUCAUUUCCUUUCUACAACCGGGAACUGCAAUGCAUUCGAUGAUGAUGCUAGCGGCUACUGCCGUUCCGAGGCUGUUGCAACUGUGAUUUUGAAACGCCUUGAAGAUGCUGUGGCUGAUCAUGACCCUAUAUUUGGAGUGAUUGCAGGCACCAACACAAACCAUUGUGGCAAUGCCGACAGCAUCACCCGCCCACACGAAGGAGAUCAAGCGAGUGUUUUCAACAGCAUUAUUCGCCAUGCAAAUAUUGACCCGUUGGAUGUGAGCUACGUAGAGAUGCACGGCACUGGAACUCAAGCGGGCGACGCUACAGAGAUGAACUCCGUGUUGUCGGUUUUCGCGAAGGACUAUCAGAGAAUACAAGGCCCGAAAGAUCGUCCUUUGUUCCUGGGCUCAGCCAAAGCCAACAUAGGCCACGCCGAGUCAGCUUCGGGUGUAUCCUCUCUCAUCAAAGUGCUGCUGAUGAUGAAGCACAAUGAGAUUCCUCUUCAUUGUGGGAUCAAGACGAAGAUCAACCACAACUAUCCGCUGGACCUGGCGGAACGGGGAGUUCAUAUCGCCUCUCGAACUGUCCCGUGGUUACGAGGGGACUCAAAUUCGAACAAACGGGUGACGUUCUUAAACAAUUUUAGUGCUGCUGGUGGCAAUACUGCAAUUCUGCUUGAGGAUGCGCCAGCUCUCACAUCGAACGCCAACAUCUCGGUGGAUCAACGGUCGACGCAUGUGGUGACGAUAUCGGGCAAAUCCCCUGACUCUCUUCUGAGCAACAUGGACGCCAUAGCUUCAUUUCUCGAAAACAAAGGCAGCAACAUUUCACUUCCAGCACUUGCGUAUACAACCACGGCACGGCGAAUGCACUAUAACUACCGUUUUGCGGCACGAGGAUCAGAUAUUAUGUCAAUAUUCUCGGCCCUCAAGGCUGGUAUUCAAGAACUAGGCGCAAAAAGAUGCAGCUUGAAGCCUGUGCCCAUCCUGAAGAGACCAAAUCCAAGCACCAUUUUUGUGUUUUCAGGCCAGGGGACGCUCUAUAGCGAGCUUGCGAAGUCACUUUUUACAACCAAUGUCUUCUUCCAAGAGAGUCUACUUCAUCUCAGUACCCUUGCGCAGGCUCAGGGGUUUCCAGAUUUCCUUGGAAUUAUUGACGGCACACUCGACAGCAACGUGGCCGGUGCGGUGGCUACACAACUAGCGUUGGUGUGCGUACAAAUCGGCCUGACAGAUCUCUGGAACAGCUGGGGCAUAUCUCCCACCGCCGCAAUCGGCCAUAGCCUGGGAGAAUAUGCUGCAUUCUAUGCUGCUGGUGUCCUCAGCGCUGCCGACACCAUUUACCUCGUUGGGACUCGUGCUUGGCUACUCGAGAAACAUUGCACCCCAGGCACACAUUCCAUGCUCGCAAUACAAGGCUCACUGGAGGCGGUUUCCCAGCUACUUCAAGAUAGCGACAAGAAACGCAACUGCGAGAUAGCAUGCGUCAACUCACCAAAGGCUCAUGUCGUUGCAGGACCCAAGGACUGCAUCUCCCGGGUUGCCGCCGCGGCAAGUGCAUCAGGUAUCCAGAACACUAUUUUAGACAUCCCAUUUGCUUUCCAUUCGACCCAGAUCAAGCCUAUCCUCAAUGCAUUUGAGCAGGCAGCAACGCAGGCCGUCGUCUUCCGCCCUAGCAGAAUUCCAUACCUCUCACCGCUACAAGCUCGAGCUAUUCCUGCGGGAGACGGGUUCACGCUAAAUGCCUCAUAUCUGACAGCGGCAUGUCGGGCCAAAGUAGAUUUUGUUGGAGCUCUGCGUACGAUCAUUGCAAGUCCACACUUGAACCUUGGCAGUUUGGAAACCGUCCAGUGGCUUGAAAUCGGAUCUCACCCGAUAUGUUGUGACAUGGUGAAGGGUACCUUUGAGCCAAAAUCAGUUCACACUCAUGCAACGCUUCGCCGAGGGGUAGAUGCCUACAAAAUCAUAACAGCGACUGCCCAACAACUUUACCUAUCUGGCAUCAACAUGGAAUGGAACGAGUACCAUCGGGAUUUCGCAGCGUCACAAGAAGUCCUCCAGCUUCCCUCUUAUAGGUGGGACUUGAAAAACUAUUGGAUCCAGUAUCGCAACGAUUUUUGCCUUACAAAAGGUGACGGUCCAGGACUCCCAGCUUCGGUCCAGAAAAAUGAUCGACCAGCUAAUGCGCCGAAGUACAUCUCACCGUGCGCUCAACGCGUGGUCGAAGAGCAACAUGGUGCGGAUGAGUCCUCGAUAUUGGUAGAGUCCGACAUCUUCGAUGGUCGUCUUAUACCAAUCCUCCAGGGACACAGAGUGAAUGGGGCGGCUCUUUGUCCCUCUUCAAUGUAUGCGGAUGUGGCUCUUACAAUGGCUGAAUAUCUUCUGCGUCAAUCUCCCGAAUCUGACCAAGCCCGCGACCCUGGCUUCGAGAUUGUCAAUACGAAGAUUGACAACCCCUUAAUUGCCCACCCGUCAGAGACUACACAUCGUAUCGGCAUCAAAGCGCUAGCACGAUGGCGUGCAGGUGUUAUACAAAUUGCGAUUUUCUCUCUAAAAGAAGAGUACGAGCCUUCUAAAAUGCAUGCCACGCUUGACGUCCAGAUUGCGCCCAAACAAGAUUGGAUCUCCGCUUGGAAUCGCACUGCGCACCUCAUCAACGCCCGCAUCGAUAGCCUUCACCACAGUGUCUACGACAGCAAGGGCAACAGCGAAUGCAAUCGUAUGAAGCGGCGAUUGGUCUACCGACUCUUCAGUGCGCUAGUCCAAUACAAGGACGAAUACCAGGGCAUGUCGGAGGUGAUUAUCAACAGCGAACACCUGGAGGCGACCGCGGAAGUCAAUUUCCAAGUUGGAAAGUCCGAUUUCCACCUUGAUCCUCGGUGGAUCGAUAGCUUGGGCCAAGUUGCUGGCUUCAUCAUGAAUGCUAAUGACACUCUGGAUCUGCGGGACCGGGUUUUCAUCAAUCAUGGCUGGCAACGCAUUCGAUUUGCAGAAAAACUGGAUGCGACGAAAACCUAUCGCGCCUAUAACCGGAUGCACCUGAUAGAAAAGGAGUCAUAUGCUGGUGACACGUAUAUCUUGGAUGGUGAUCGCAUCGUGGCCGUCUAUGAAGGUGUGCGGUUCAAAGGAAUUCCAAGACAACUCCUCGAUCGCAUCCUUCCGCCUGCAUCAAAUCUGGGAUCAAGCACAAAAAAUCAGGCCAAGAACAGUGGUCCACAUCCCUCCAAUCAUCUUUACCCUACUCCAGCGCUCCUUGACUCGACCUCGGAAAGAGCGCCAGAAGCUCCUCGCAGCAUCCGCACCUCUGUGCCUUCUGCUGGGCCUUUUGAAAAGAUGCUUAGCAUUAUUGUCCAAGAAGUCGGCGUCGAUCCUAGGGAGUUGACCGCUACCAUGGACUUUGCAGAGCUUGGAGUCGAUUCUCUACUAUCACUUACGAUCAUUGCAAAAGCUCGCGACGAACUCGGCCUUGAACUAUCAUCUUCGCUCUUCGUCGAGUGCGCAACAGUUCAGGACUUACAAAUGUUCCUUAAGGGGCUAGAGCAAAGGGAUCUGGCAUCGACGAGCCAACCUGGUUCUUGCGCGUCCAGUACCUACGGCUCAGACUCGGGACCCUCUUCUUCCUCGACUCCUCUGACGAUUCCAACGACCCCCCGAAAGUCUUUUGAACUAUCAGGGUCGCAAGAGAGGCUGUCCACACGUCUGCGAGUAGCAGCAGUCUUGCAAAAGAUUGUGGCGGAAGAAACUGGCAUCCCGGACGUGCAACCUUCGGCGAGCCUCGCCGAAAUCGGAGUUGAUUCUCUGCUCGGACUCACGAUGAGCAGCCGCCUACAGGAAGAACUUGGGAUAACUGUCACGAGUAGCAUAUUCCUGGAGCACGAAACGCUGCAGAGCCUCGAAAAGGCACUUUGCGAUGCCGCUGGGUCGAGAGACGCGGAGCACAAAGGGCAGGCCGGCGCAGGAGCCACCGCACAGACCCGUGCAAAGCACGCUGACCAUGCUGAUGCCGCUGUAGCUGCUCGUCCCAGCAUUGUGGACUCCGCUACAAUGAGAGUCGGUGAGCACUUACAAUCUCUGUCCUCUCUACCCAGCGCAACCUCCGUCCUUCUGUCAGGAUCACCGCAUCAGGCCAAGCAAGCCUUAUUUCUGUUUCCAGACGGUUCUGGCUCGGCUUCGUCGUACAUCGCUCUCGCUGAGGCCAUGAACUCUAAGGACGUUGCUGUUUACGGUUUAAAUUGCCCUUGGCGAAAGACGGCGGCUGAGAUGAUCCGUCUUGGCAUCGACAUGGGCGCAAUGAUCGACAGAUAUAUCGUGGAGGUGGAGCGCCUUGUGCAGGAGCUACCCCGCGGGCUGUCGAUCAGCGUGGGCGGCUGGUCAGCGGGCGGGAUUCUCGCGGCCGAAGCAGCAACAUACCUCAUGCAACGAACACGACUCCAUGUUCACAGCCUUGUUCUGCUCGACUCGCCGAACCCGAUUGGUCUCCAAAAUCCGCCAGCAAGGAUGUACGAUUUCUUUGACUCUCUCGGCAUCUUUGGCUAUGGAGGCAGAACGCCAACCUGGCUACGAGCCCAUUUCGAUGCAUUUCUCCGCAUCCUCGACAAGUACGAGCCUCGACCACUUCUCCAGGCCCCGAAGGCAUUGAUCAUCUAUGCUCGCGAUGGUGUCAGUAAGGGUAUCGCAGGACCGAGGAUGCAGACAUUCCCGGAUGAUCCGAGGGAGAUGCUCUGGCUGCUGAAUGACCGUGAGGAUUUCUCUGCCGAGGGCUGGUCGACGGUGCUGGGGGGCCAGAAGUUACGAGUGGCGGUGAUGGACGACGUCAAUCAUUUCAGUUUGAUGGACAAAGGCCCGGGCAUGGUUAGAAUGGCAUCUAUUGUGGGCAAUUUCCUUGCGGAGUUACCUUCAUUUAAAGGGUAG
This is a messenger RNA of Cladophialophora bantiana CBS 173.52, 6702 nucleotides long. RefSeq lists its product as uncharacterized. Gene Ontology annotation, biological process: fatty acid biosynthetic process; secondary metabolite biosynthetic process. The transcript has 5 exons. The record is from RefSeq and is a predicted model, not a curated record. The coding region runs from base 1 to 6702 and encodes 2233 amino acids. Lineage: Eukaryota; Fungi; Ascomycota; Eurotiomycetes; Chaetothyriales; Herpotrichiellaceae. Gene Ontology annotation, molecular function: fatty acid synthase activity; 3-oxoacyl-[acyl-carrier-protein] synthase activity; phosphopantetheine binding.